This is a messenger RNA of Spodoptera litura, 6591 nucleotides long. It is a transcript of the gene Gp210, whose product is annotated as nucleoporin 210. NCBI's taxonomy places the organism in Eukaryota, Metazoa, Arthropoda, Insecta, Lepidoptera, Noctuidae. The record is from RefSeq and is a predicted model, not a curated record. Gene Ontology annotation, cellular component: nuclear pore.
CACAACUGUCAAAAGUUUGAAUGAAAUGCGCGAUUUGCCGAUUUGUGUUGAAUAGGUUAGAUUUUUCCAAAUAGGAAUAUUAAUUAAACUAUAUUGAUGUAUUUACUAAAAUAAUAUCAUGGAGUUUAAGAAGACUGCAGUUAUCAUAUCAGUGCUGUGUUUACUUGGACACACAUGUGAUGGAGCCAAAAUAAAUACUCCGAGGGUGUUGUUACCUUGGCUUGAGGAUUUGAAUAUAAAUUUCACCUUUGAAAUCAUUGAGGGGGGUUGUUACACAUGGAGUUUGUCUCGCGAUGACAUCAUUGACUUGGAGCCGCUGUACGAUGAUGCUACAGGUCAUUGUUCGCGGGCGGCGCGUGUCUCCGUCUCCAAGUCCUGUGUGCCACCAGGCUCGGUGAUAAUUCUUGCUGAAGAAGUCCAUUCAGGCGAGAUUCUCCGAGGUGAUGUGGACAUAGACAAAAUAAGGUCUUUGAAGAUUAUGAGUACCACAUGGAACCUGUUCCUGGAAGAAGCUCCUGAAGCUUUUGAAGUUGUGGCUUAUGAUGACCAGGGAAACAAAUUCUCAACACUGGAAGGUAUAAGCUUUGUAUGGAGCAUAGAGAACCUCGGAAGCAAUGUUGGAGAAGAUCCUUUAGUUACGCUAGUCCGCUGGAGAGAUACAGAUUAUGAAGCUCCAAAAGGUGUCACAGAGCUUGAAGCUCGUGGUCUUCGGUCACACUCGGUACUUCUAUAUGGUCAGGCAAUGGGCGAGUCUCGAGUUACCGUGUGCCUUGAAGACAUUUGUACUAAUUUCAACUUGCAAGUUAUCGCCAGUGUUGUACUGAUGCCUGCGAUCGCUAGUAUUGUGCCGGGAGAUUCUUUGAGAUACAAGGUUGUAAGGGCACGAGCAGGUCGUCUCACCGUCCAAGACAUAACAGAAACGGUAUACUACUUAAAGGUACCAGACACAAGCAUAGCUCUGUUAGAAGACAGCAUCAGCUUAGUCAAAGGAACGGACAUAGGCACGACCAAUGUGUUCCUAAUGUCAGGAGCUACCGAAGUAGCAACGGCAACACUGACAGUUGCUGAAGCACAUUCUAUCCGAGUUUCUAUACGUCCCUCAAACUUAGUCAUCAAAGGCGAACCCUUCGUAGUACAUUGCAUUGUUCUCGAUGACAAAGGCCAUGCUUUAUUGGCUGGUGACCAGAUUCUAAUAAGGCUUACAGUAGAAGGAGAAGCGAAUGUGGACCUUUUGCGGUCAACGGAGAAUGGAACUUUGACUGAUGCGGUUGCACAUAAUGCUGGUUCGUUUGCUAUCACUGCGAAGUUGUAUUCUAUUGGUGGGAGGACUAUUUCGCGAAAGGUGGAAGGUCAAGUAUCAGCAGAAGCCAUAGAGCCCCUAGAAAUUAUACCACCACAUCUAUUUGUAUCCUGGACAGACACAAUGCAGGAAGUCUCACUAAAGCACUUAGGAGGUGGUGAUGAACCUGUAGUAUGGUCGGAGAUAGAGAGUGUGUUGGCACCAGACCCACUCUCUUUGGAUUCUGAUGGAGUAGUAACGAUACGAGGACCUGGCCAGAUCGGAGUGAGAGUACAGCUCAAGAAAUACCCACAUGUCAAGGCUAUUGGAAAAGUGUUAUCCGCUCCAUUCGAAAUGCUUCAAGUGUCGAGUUCAGGCCACGCUCGCGUCGGUAAGCCACAUUACCUACACAUCGCCCUGACUGCCACGCACCCGGAGACAGGAGAACUGUAUAAUUUCCAUACUUGCAAUUGUGGUUCUUUCGCUGUUACUCUACUGGAGGGACCUGAACCACAAAAUGUUACCGUCGCUAGUUGGAUGCAACCUGCUGACGGCGCAUGUUGCGUGGUGCAGUGCGCGUGGGGGUCGCGCGGCGUGUCGACGGUGCGGGUGUCCCGCGGGCGCGCGGGCGACAGUGCGCGCGUGGCCGUGCGCGCCGCGCCGCGCCUGCUGUGGCCCGCGCACGCCGCCGCGCUGCCCGGCGCCGCGCUGCCUGUGCUAGCCGAGGGUGAAGCCUUAGUCCCCCAGUCCCUGGACUCCCGGGUGGCUGACAUAUCAGUCCGGGACGGUCCGCCGCCACACCGGUACCCUGACGUACAACUGUUCACCUUCAAGUGUCGGAGGAAAGGCGAGUCUCUAGUGGAGCUAGUGUCGACGGCGGGCGAGGAGCGCGAGUCAGUGUCCCUGGAGGGAGGCUGCGCCCCGCACGUGGCGCGCCUGCGACUGGAGCCGCCCGACACUCCCGGGAACUGCUCUAAUGCACACAAAAUAUGGCUACGUCCAGGCCAAGAAUUAUCAGUAAAAGUAACGCUCCUGGAUGCGAUAGGCCGUGAGCUUCUCGACGAGAACGGUCCUAAGAUGUCCUGGGAUAUUGAACCUUAUCACCCCGGCUUACAGUUCCAAGCUACUGACAGGUUGUUUGUUGAAACACACCCUGACUACGCUCCUGUACCCGUGCCGUAUAAGUAUUAUCAAGUAGUGUUAGCUGAUAACACGGCUAUCGGCUGGACGGGUGCGUUGAAGGCAAGCAUUCCUGAAGCGACUGCCUCCAUACAAGCGAGGGUUGUAGCGCCGUUGAAAUGUGAUCCACUCAAGGUAAACAUAGCCUGGGAAUCCGAGAUAGUAACCAACAUAGCGAGUAUAACUGGCGGCAGUGGUCGUUACGCCGUGGAAGCACCGAAAGGAGUAUCAGCAGAGGUCGAGGAUGGCUCACUGUCGGCUAAUGUACCCGGACCAGGGUCGUAUGACCUUAUAGUCACCGAUCUGUGUGUUCAAGGAGAAAAACAACUCGUAGAGGUUCACAUCGAAGAAGUACUAAGCGUGGAAGUAUCGACAUCUCACGCGGUCGUAGUAGGUGCGUGCGUGCCCGUGAGUGCGCUCGUGAAGGGAGUCUCCCACCGAUACCUCACUGUUGGGAAACCACCUGAGUGGAGGACUUCUGGGUAUAUUUCCAUCCAGGAUGGCUCUCUAUGUGGUCUCCAAGAGGGUAUGGGUAAAGUCAGGGCGUUAUUUGGUGGAGUGUGGAGCCCUGAAGUUGAGGUGCAAGUGUUCCCGUCGCUGGCGGUGGUCCCGCGGCGCGCGCGCGUGCCGCCGGCCGCCCGCCUGCAGCUGCGGCACGCGGGCGGCCCGCCGCCGCACCUCGCGCGCCUGCACUACGCGCUCUCGCACGGCCCAAAGCACGUCGAGGUGACACCAUCCGGUUCCGUACACGGUCUGUCAAUCGGAACAUCUCGUAUCAAGCUUGUGGCUAUUGAUUUUAAUAAUGUUGAGAUGGCAAGCGCUGAAGCUGAGGUUGAGGUGGUCCCAAUAUCAGGAAUACGUGUAAAGGCAGCUACACAGAGCUUACUGGUAGGGUCUCCGAGCCCCUUAUGGAUAGAGGCAGGAGGUCUCAGUGCCGCAGCCCUGGCUGCCCUCAUGCCACCGCCAAGAGUCACUUGGACUCUGAGAGACCCUGCUACUGCCAGAUUGUAUACUACUCAUGCUGAUGACAUGCUUGAGAGAUCAGUAGCUGAAGGUUUGUCAGUGCGAGUGGUACCGCUGAAACCGGGCGUCAUCGCCAUCGAUGUCCGAGUGCGAAACAUGGGACAGGCAGCAGAAACCCGCUCCUGGGACAGUACAAUCGAAAUCCUUGGUCUUGCCGACAUCAGAACAUCAGUGGAAGGUCUUUCCAAGGAGAUAUCCUCAGGAGACAGACUUGCACUAGCCGUUAGCUCUGUUAUCAAACUGAAGUCUUUGCCGAGAGGAACUUGGAAGGCAUAUGGUGAUGGAGCCAUAACUAUCAGUCCAGCUGGUGAACUAACUGCUAUAAGACCUGGUCAUGGAGUCAUUGUAGCACAGCAUAAGGAUGAGAGGAACAACAUCUUUAGGGAGACGGCCAUCCAAGUAGAAGUGUCAGUCCCGUGGUACUGUACCCUGGAGUCGUCCGGCGAGUCCCCCGAGGCGGCGCUGCGCCUGGUGCUGCGCUCGCCACUCGGCCGCGCCCUGCUCGCUCCACACGCCAACGUCAGCGCCACCGGCCCGCUGAUCGUACAUAACCGGCCGGCUAGACAUACGGACAGCGUCCUUGGUACAGAGCUGGUGAUACCAGAUUUAGAUGUGACAGGCGCGUUCAUGACAUUCCAAGGGACUGUGAGCGGUGUUACUGUAAAGGAUGAAGUUUUGGUUACCGGGACUGACGUGAAGGCUGAUAGGGUCGUUGCGACGGGCAGUUGGGGCGUGUGCGUGGAGGGCGCGGGCUGGCGCGCGCCGGGCGGCGUGGCGCUGUACGUGGGCGGCGCGGUGUCGCUGGCGCUGCUGGCGCGGCCCGGGCCCGCCACGCACGUGCUGCGCCGGGACCGCCCGCAACACGUCUUCACGCUGCACCAGCUGCAGCUCGAUAAGAUGGAGUUCCUCCCCGGCGAAUGGGCAUCAGAACUAGUUCCACUCUCGUUCACGGCAUCAGGUCUAUCAUCGGGCCCGCUCCUGUGUACUGAGGAGCAGAGAUAUGCUCUGGAGGGCACUCCCAUAGAGUUACCUUACACCUGUCGGACUAAGGCACCGCAUACUGCUGAGCCUGUUAUUGAUGUUAUUAAUGGACAAAUGGGCUGCAAGAUAAUCCCAGCAGCAACAGUGACAGAUGCUUCAGAAGUCGAAUUAUGUGCUGAAUGGGGAACAUAUAGGACUUGCACAAAAACAUUACUGUUACCUCAAGUACGAGUAUCCACUAACAAAGUAUCUCUGCUCAACCCACCGGCUACGUUCACCGUGAUGGGUCAUUCGCACGCCCUGAAGUUAGUCAGGUUGACGCCUUCGCCCGGUCUGAAGAUAGAAACGAGGAUGGAUAAUGGCGAUUUACUAGUGACAGUAACAAACGAAGCGUCGACGUGUGGUUACGGCUGGGUGACGGUGCGGUCCAAGCGGACGUCCCAGGAGCUGCGGGUGGACGUGCAGCGCGAGUGUGACGUGGCGUGCGGCACGCUACUGGGCGCGUUGUUCUCCUUGUUGAAGCCCUACAUGUCCACCAUCGUCACUGUCGCUGCGGCCGCCGCCGGUUAUCUGUAUGUACAACAAAGAAUGCAAAGAAAAGCACCAAUCCGGAUGCCAACAGAUCCAAACGAGACCGUACUCCCACCUGAAGUGACACCCAUCCAAAAUAGAUCGCGGACAUGGUCCCGCAGUCCGUACGCGUCCAGUGGACCCACUGCCCCAGUAUACGGCGACGCAAGCAUGUUACCUGAACAGAGCUUUUCUCCAAACUCGACCAGGAAUUCCAUGUUCCUAUAGCGGUUGAGAAGAGACAGAGCUCGAAGGCAAAGACGCGGGCUCGGACAUUACGUACGUCGAUUUUUUAGACCGUUUUCUACGUAAAACUUAGUCGUUUGAUAAAGUCUUUACGUUUGGUUAAAAUUCUAUUUUUAUAGACCUGAAUACUGAAAUGCUGCGUAAUUUUAAGUAAUAUUUCAAUAUGGCGCUAUCUCUGUUAUGUGGUGAAGGAAAGUGGCGUUUUAGUAUUUUAACAUUAGAUGCCUGUUUCAAAUGUCUGGAUAGCUGUGAUGUACCAGAUUUUGAACAUGGAACGAAAUUUGUAUCAACUAUGUGCCACAUAGGUUUACCGGAGACGUAUAUAAAGAUGGUGAAACAGGCGCUAAUAGUAUUUUUUCCAAAUUGUUACUUCCUCUAUCAAAAUACAAUAGAUAAAACAAUUACUUUUGUGUUCCGUACUUUACUCUGUAUUUCUUAACUUCUAUUAUCUUUCAUUUUGUUUUUCUACGGAUUAUAAUUAUAUUAUUUCAUAUCUUGUUUUAAAAAGUAUCAGUGUUGUGUCUGUGUUAAAAAUCGACUAAAAUAAUCGACUAGCCCGUCGGGACUUUGGUGCUGGUGAAGAAUAGUGUUUCGCCGUAUCGGUGUAUCGUGUAAAAUUAAACUAUACAUAUAGGAUGAUGUCUAAAAAGGAUGGUUGUGAGAAUACACUUUAAAUAAUGUCGUAUUCGCCCAUUUCUUUGAUUAUAAGGUUCCGUACAAUUCAAAACGUAACCUAUAGUCAAUCUGUGGUAAGUAUAUAUGUAUGUUUGUGUAGUAAAACAAUGAGACCAGACAGUAAGGAGGCGUUAAUUAUCUUACUUAUUAACAUCAAAGUUCCAAGGUGUAGACUGGUAGAAUGUGUCAAUCAAAAUUGAACUUUAACUGUCCCGUCUCAUUGGGUUUACUUUAUAAUUUAGACAUAGUCGUAAUAUAAAAGUAGUUUGCAAUGUCAUUUGUAAAUUGAGUUUCAAGCUAAUAGUAUUAAUUUGAAUGGAGAAUAAAUUGUUGAAACUUGAUUCAAAAUACAUCAUUAAAAGUAAUGUAAAAAUAGAAACUAUCUUCCUAUUUGUCUUACAAUGUAAAAAUAGUAAAUAAUUAGCACGAAUGUAAAUUCUCUGCGUAUGUAUAACUUUUUUAUAGUUUUAUUUUUAUUGAGUUGUAAAAACCAACGAGGAACCACUUAACUAGGUCUUAGACCUUUCCGAUAUUAAGGAACAUCAUAAUGGGAUAGUUGCCCGGGUAUAAAUAUUAAAAUCGAAUUAGUCCAUCAGUUAGGUAAUGAAAAAAUAUAUAUUUUAAUUUUCUGAGAAAAG